AUCGAUCAACGCGUGAGACGCAUAUAUCCGAUGGCUUGCGAUAACAGUUGCGACUUUAGCGAUAUGUCACUUGCAUAAUAAACCCCAGCUGCACGUUCGCGCCAACCCGGCUGCGUUUUCUAGUAUGGAGGCUAACCUUGACGACCUGCUGCAAGAGGCGCUCGCGGACUUUGAUGAUGCCAGCGCGACAACAGUAGCCCCAGCCACCGUGCAGGCGGCCGGGAGCGAGCAGCACGCGCCGGUCAGCAUUGCGACACCCGAGGUCGACAGCUCCGCUGCCAAAGAGGAGCCAGCCAGUGCCACAGCUGCGCCAGCGGCGGCAAAGCCGGCGGGACCUAAGGGCCUGGGUCUGGGUUUGGGGCCUGCCGGCGCCGACCCUCUCGGCCGCAAGGGCCCCCGCAAGGCUGCCGGCGCUGCCCCGCCCACUGCUUCGGCGCCAGGCGAGCAGCCGGGACCUAGCGGCUCAAGUGCUGAUGCGGUUAAGCCGGCUGCUGGGUUGCCGAAGAAGGCCCUCAACCCUGAAGCGCAGAAGCUGGCUGAUGACCUGCUGAGCCUUAUCCAGGAAGCGGGACUGGGCGGCGGGCCGGAUGACGCCAGCGCACUGGCUGGCGACCUGGCGGGACUGCUGGGCGGCAUGGGCGGCGCAGCCAGCACCGGCGGCGCCACCGCUUCCGGGCGAGGCGCCUCGGCAGCCCCAGGGGCCGCAGAGCCAGCAGACAGCGCCGAUGACGACCCGUUAGCAAAGCUGUUUGGCCGCAUCCUUGGCGGCAUGCCGCCGCCGGGCGCGGCCCCUGGUGGUGCGGAUACGGACGCCGGGCCGCCGCCUGAGUUUGCGGCCCUACUGCAACAGAUGAUGGGCGCCGGCGGCCUGGGGCUGGACGGAGACGGCGGACCGGAGGCCCUGGGCAUGGGCACGGCGAUGGGGGGCAUGCCGGCGGGCGCGCCGCCGGACCUUGCAGCGCUGCUGGGCGCCGCCGCCGCGGGCGCAGACGUGCGCGGGGCGGGGACGGCCGGCCCUUCGGGCCGGCGGCCUGGCGCUUCCGCCGGGGCAAUGGACGACGACGAUGCCUUGGCCUCGUCACGCCUGGCGGGCCUGGCGCAGCACACGAUGAAAACGGUGUCAAAACAGGCCAAAGCGACACGUGGGCACGUGGAGGGUGGCGGCGCGGCGGCGGCACAGGGCGGCGGCGGCGUGGCGGGCGGCGCAGGCAUGGGCGGGCUGGCACAGAUCCUGCAGGAGCUGGGCGGGCUGGGCGCGGCCGCGGGAGGCGGCGGCGGCGGCGAGGGCGGUGAGGGCGGCGGGCAGCCGGGCGGCGUCAACAUGAUGGUGGACUUCAUCAUGCAGCACCUGCUGAGCAAGGACGUUCUGUACGGGCCGCUCAAGGAGAUCCGCGACCGCUACCCGCCCUGGCUGGAGGCGCACUCGGGCAAGCUGCCCGCGGACGAGUACGGCCGCUACGUGGCGCAGUACGAGGCGGUGCAGCGCGUGUGCGAGCACUACGAGAAGGCGCCAGCUGACUACGCCAAGUUGAUGGACCUCAUACAGGAGAUGCAAACGUAUGGCGACCCGCCCGGAGACAUUGUGGAGGAGAUGACGGGUGGUGCUGGCCGUGACCUCACCAGCGCGCUGGCGAAUGCUGACGCUGACGAGGGCCCCUCGCAGCCCUCGCUGGAGGAGCUGAACGGCCAGCUGAACAACUGCAAGAUGCAGUAAAGAAGCCGAUACCAUCACUGUA
Molecule: messenger RNA, 1736 nt
Organism: Chlamydomonas reinhardtii
Lineage: Eukaryota; Viridiplantae; Chlorophyta; Chlorophyceae; Chlamydomonadales; Chlamydomonadaceae
Exons: 6
Coding region: 125-1714 (529 amino acids)
Biological process (GO): protein import into peroxisome membrane
Cellular component (GO): peroxisomal membrane; peroxisome
Source: RefSeq, a predicted model, not a curated record